Messenger RNA from Panicum virgatum (switchgrass), 2358 nucleotides. Its product is annotated as pentatricopeptide repeat-containing protein At1g74600, chloroplastic-like. Gene Ontology annotation, molecular function: protein binding; RNA binding. The coding region runs from base 299 to 2266 and encodes 655 amino acids. The record is from RefSeq and is a predicted model, not a curated record. The transcript has 2 exons. Gene Ontology annotation, biological process: RNA modification. NCBI's taxonomy places the organism in Eukaryota, Viridiplantae, Streptophyta, Magnoliopsida, Poales, Poaceae.
GUGCGGCGGCCUCCGUCCCCUGCAGGUUCUCCUACGGGAACUCCCUCGCCGCCUGCGCCGACUCCGCCUCGCCGCUCGCCUUCGCCAAGCAGCUCUACUGCGCCGCCUGGAAGGACGGUCUCUCGCGGGACGCCUCCAUCUGCAGCGCCGCGGUCGACCUUCUCGCGAAGCACGGCCGCCUGGAGGAUGCACUGCGGGCGUUCGAGGACGGGGACCGCGGUAGCGUGGUCUGCUGGAACGCGGCCAUCUCCGGGGCGGUGCGUAACGGUGAGCCCGCGCUCGGCGUAGUCGCGUAGAGAUGUUCAUUGAAAUGGUGAGGGGAUCCUCUUGCGGGCCCAACUCAUUCACGUAUUCCGGGGCGCUCAGCGCGUGUGCGGCGGGCGCAGAGUUGGGGGUUGGGAGGGCGGUGCAUGGCAUGGUGCUCCGUCGUAAUCCUGACUACGAUGUCUUUGUUGGGACAUCCAUCGUUAACAUGUACGUGAAAUGCCGAGAGAUGGGUGCUUCCAUGAAUGAGCUCUGGAGGAUGCCGAUCCGGAAUGUGGUUUCAUGGACAACUGCGAUCUCUGGUUUUGUGCAGUUGGAGGAGCCAACUAGUGCCAUGCUACUGCUCAGGGAGAUGGUGCGGAGUGGCGUGGCGAUUAACAAAUACACCGCUACGAGUAUAUUGCUCGCCUGCUCUCAGAUGUCCAUGAUACGGGAGGCUAGCCAGGUGCAUGGCAUGAUAAUAAAGACUGAGCUGUACUUGGAUCAUGUUGUGAAGGAGGCUUUGAUUUCCACAUAUGCAAACAUUGGGGCUACUCAGCUGAGUGAGAAGGUGUUUCAAGAAGUUGGCACAGUUAGCAACAGAAGCAUCUGGUCGGCUUUCAUAUCUGUGGUUAGCAGCCAUAGCCUACAAAGAUCAAUUCUUCUGUUAAGGAGGAUGCUAUGUCAGGGCCUGAGACCGAAUGACAAAUGCUAUGUUUCUAUUUUCAGUUUUGUUGAUUCAAUUCAGCUUGGCAAGCAGUUGCAUUCAUUGAUCAUAAAGGAUGGGUUUGUUCAGGAUGUUCAUGUGGGAAGUGCACUUUCCACCAUGUACUCCAAAUGUAAUGAUUUGAAGGAUAGCUACAAGGUUUUUGAAGAGAUGCAGGAACGGGAUGAAGUGUCAUGGACAUCAAUGGUUGCUGGUUUUGCAACACACGGUCAUUCAGUUGAGGCAUUCCAGGUGUUCAGGAAUAUGAUUGUUGAUGGUUUUACACCAGAUGAUGCAUCCUUACGUGCCAUUCUUUCAGCCUGUAAUGUACCAGAGUGUUUGCUCAAAGGGAAGGAAGUUCAUGGACAUGUCAUUCGUGUCUAUGGAGGAACCACGUCCAUUAACCAUUGCCUUAUUUCUAUGUAUUCCAAAUGCCAAGAUGUACAAACAGCUCGAAGAAUUUUUGAUGCAACUCAAUGCAAAGACCAGGUCAUGUUAUAUUCAAUGAUAUUUGGAUACUCUGCAAAUAGUUAUACCGAGGAGGCAAUCUCAUUGUUUCAUCUGAUGUUGACAUCUGGUUUUCAGAUAGAUGGAUCUGUAUGCUCAUCAAUUAUUAGCAUCUGUGCUGACAUGGCAAGACCAUUCUAUGGUAAACUAUUACAUGGGUAUGCAGCGAAAGUAGGCAUACUAUCUGACCUGUCUGUGAGCAGUGCACUUCUGAAGCUAUACUCGAAAAGUGGCAACCUGGAUGAGUCUCGUAAAGUUUUUGAUGAAAUAAGUGAUCCGGAUUUAGUUACUUGGACAGCUAUAAUUGAUGGAUAUGCUCAGCAUGGAAGCAGUCAGGAUGCUUUGGUGAUGUUCGAUUUGAUGAUUAGAUGUGGAGUAAAACCAGACCCUGUCGUACUUGUGAGUGUUUUGUCUGCUUGUGGCCGUAACGGUUUGGUUGAAGAAGGCUUCAAAUAUUUUAAUUCAAUGAGAACUGUGUAUGGGGUUGAGCCAGUAUUGCAUCACUACUGCUGUAUGGUUGAUUUACUUGGUCGGUCUGGGAGGCUUGCAGAGGCAAAAAGUUUUAUUGAGAGUAUGCCUGUAAAACCUGACUUGAUGGUGUGGAGCGCACUGCUUGCUGCUUGCAGAGUUCAUGAUGAUGCUGUACUUGGACGUUUUGUAGAAAAUAAGAUCUGUGAAGAAAAUUAUGAUUCAUGGUGUUUUGCAACUCUGUCAAACAUUCGAGCAAAUUCGGGAGACUGGGAAGGAGUAAUGGAUAUAAGAAAAUCAGUCAAGGAUGUGAAGAAAGAACCUGGAUGGAGUAUGUUGUAAGAAUAAAAAUGCUUCAAGAGAUAUAUUGACAUAUUGUAUUUAUGAACCUGGAUGGAAAUAAGAAAAUCAGUCAAAGAUGUUAUUUUGUUCAA